AUGGCUGGCGUAUUUGAUAUUGAACUUCAUGAUGAAAACGUGGAUAAAGAUGAUUCUGAUGACGAUGGUAUAGAUAUAGAAGAGGUGAACAACAAUUUAAUGAAAUUUCAAAUCAUAUUCUCUGAAGAUUUAGAAACUGUUCAGUUAUCAGAGCAAACGGUAAAUCUGGGAAAAGAGAAAACUGGACCUGAGGACUUUUCUCUUCUUAAAGUCUUAGGUAAAGGAGGGUAUGGAAAAGUCUUCCAAGUUAAAAAAGUCACUGGGCAGGACUCGGGCACAAUAUUUGCCAUGAAAGUUCUUAAAAAAGCAUCAAUUGUAAGAAAUCAAAAGGAUACUGCUCAUACAAAAGCAGAAAGAAACAUAUUAGAAGCUGUCAAGCAUCCAUUUAUAGUUGAUUUAAAAUAUGCCUUUCAAACUGGUGGUAAAUUAUAUUUGAUAUUAGAAUAUCUAAGCGGAGGAGAAUUAUUUAUGCAUUUAGAACGAGAAGGAAUUUUUCUUGAAGAAUCAGCUUGUUUUUAUUUAUCUGAAAUAAUUUUAGCUUUGGAACAUUUGCACAACCAAGGUAUUAUUUAUAGAGAUUUAAAGCCUGAAAACGUUCUAUUAGAUGCUCAAGGUCACGUUAAACUCACUGAUUUUGGUCUUUGUAAGGAACAUAUACAGGAGGGAAUAGUUACGCACACAUUUUGUGGAACAAUUGAAUAUAUGGCUCCUGAAAUAUUAACUCGCAGCGGACACGGAAAAGCUGUCGAUUGGUGGUCUCUCGGAGCAUUACUAUAUGAUAUGCUUACUGGAAAUCCUCCAUUCACUGCGGAAAAUCGUAAAAAAACUAUCGAAAUUAUAUUAAAAGGAAAACUUAAUUUGCCUCCUUAUGUGACACCGGAUGCUAGGGAUCUUAUUAGGAAAUUAUUAAAGAGGCAAGUCAACCAAAGACUGGGUUCCGGUGCAGAAGAUGGUAAAGCAAUAAGAAGACACGCAUUUUUUAAACAUAUUAAUUGGUCGGAUGUUAUUUCUAGAAAAUUGGAGCCUCCUUUUAAGCCUUGUUUGACUAGUGAAGACGACGUAUCGCAAUUUGAUACAAAAUUCACUAAACAAACUCCAUUUGAUUCACCCGAUGACUAUACACUUAGCGAAAGUGCUAAUCGCGUUUUUCAGGGAUUCACAUAUGUAGCACCAUCCGUUCUUGAAGAAAUGUCUAGGCCUCCGCAUAUAGUAAAAGCUAGAUCCCCGCGAAAAGGUCCAAUGUCGUCGAUAAGGAGUCCAUAUAAUUCCCGAUUUCCUCAUUCUAUGACGGGAAUGACGUCAAUAUUAAAUACGGGUGAAGAAUUAAUGGAAGUUUCGGGGCUUUCUCAUGUAUAG
This is a messenger RNA of Pediculus humanus corporis (human body louse), 1356 nucleotides long. Its product is annotated as RAC protein kinase DRAC-PK85, putative. The coding region runs from base 1 to 1356 and encodes 451 amino acids. Gene Ontology annotation, biological process: signal transduction; protein phosphorylation. The record is from RefSeq and is a predicted model, not a curated record. Lineage: Eukaryota; Metazoa; Arthropoda; Insecta; Psocodea; Pediculidae. The transcript has 9 exons. Gene Ontology annotation, molecular function: protein serine/threonine kinase activity; ATP binding.